AUGCGAGGAGGGGUAAUUUGGACUGACAGUGAUCUGCUUCAAAGAAAGACCAGUUUCAGAGCCAUGUCCAGACCCAGGCCCGUGGUGCUGAGUGGGCCGUCCGGAGCGGGGAAGAGCACACUGAUGAAGAGGCUGAUGAAGGAGCACGAGGGACUGUUCGGCUUCAGCGUCUCCCACACGACUAGAAACCCAAGGCCAGGAGAGGAGGAUGGCAAAGGCCUGAACAAGCUCCCCAUGCUUCUGGGGGCUACAUUACUGCCGGUAGCAGACGUCUUUUCCUCUGAGGAACUAGAAACCUCUUUUUUGGGUCCAAAUGAAUCAGAAACCACAGAUACAGAUUACCACUAUACAUCACGGGAGGCAAUGCAGAAAGGAAUUGACAAUGGGGACUUCAUAGAAAAUGCAGAAUUUUCAGGCAACAUGUAUGGAACAAGUAAAUCUGCAGUUGAAGAUGUCCUUGCCAAGAAUGUAAUCUGCAUCUUAGAUGUGGACAUCCAGGGGGUGAGAAGGAUUAAAGACACUGACCUGAACCCUAUCUACAUUUCUGUUCAGCCUCCUUCCAUGGAAAUCCUGGAAAAGCGUCUGCGAGACAGGCAGACUGAAACAGAGGAGAGUCUCCAGAAGCGGCUGGAUGCAGCUCGUACCGACAUGGAGCUCAGUAAAGAGGACGGCCUGUUUGAUGUGGUGAUCAUCAACGACGAUUUAGAAAGAGCCUAUGAGGAACUGAAAGACGUCCUCAGUGAGGAAAUCAAAAAUGUCCAAGAGGCACAGUCAUAA
Molecule: messenger RNA, 777 nt
Organism: Knipowitschia caucasica
Lineage: Eukaryota; Metazoa; Chordata; Actinopteri; Gobiiformes; Gobiidae
Source: the annotation of a GenBank genome assembly